CUUGGAAUCAGACGGAACUUCCUCUAUCAGACGGAAGUUUCUUUAUCUCAGACGGGAGUUUCUUUUAUCAGACGGAAUUUUCUCUAUCUACGACGAAGAGUUUGCUCUCACUCGUCUCUUUCCAGAAAAACUUCCUGCUCCUCUGUGUAAUGAAGUUGCUCCCACCCCCACUCUUCAACAAGCACUCCACUUGACAGCUUGGACAGGCCCUCCCCGACAACAAAAAAGCAAGAGCUCCAAAACGGCGAGCUGGCAUUGGUCGGCCGCGCCAGCUCUGAUAUCAGGCUAAAUUCCCCCAUCAGACGAGGCUGCCGCCUGUUCCCAUGAUGCGCUGCCCCGCCAUCCGCUACAGGCGCGAGGGAAGCUCUGGGGGGAAAAGGUCCCCGCGAGAUCAGCUACCACUCAUGACGACCAUGCCCCACGUCGAUCUGUUUUGCCGGGAAGAAAUAAAAGAAUCAUGAUCAGUUGUUUUCCUCUCUUCUCCUACUGCUGUUAGUUUCUCAGAAACAUUGGGUGAUUAUUGUGUGAACUGCGUCCAAAUUACCCCGCGGUGUUGAACAUAGAGCUUGACGACUUACACCAUGACCGACAACGGACCCCUUUACCUGGGGUUUGACCUCUCAACCCAACAGCUCAAAGCCAUCGUCAUCCAAUCCGACCUCUCCAUCGUCUCCUCCGCCAAAGUCGACUUCGACCAGGACUUUGGCGCCAAAUACAAGAUCAAAAAGGGCGUCCUCGUCAACGAACAAGAAGGCGAGGUCUUUGCCCCCGUAGCCCUCUGGCUCGAGUCCCUCGACCUUGUCCUCCAGCGUCUCCAAGAGCAAAACACACCCCUGAACUGCAUCAAGGGCAUCAGCGGCUCCUGCCAACAACACGGUAGCGUCUACUGGAGCCAUGAAGCCGAGCAGCUCCUCGGCGGUUUAACCGCGGACAAGCCCCUCGUUGACCAACUCGCGGGAGCCUUCUCACACCCCUUCGCCCCCAACUGGCAAGAUCACAGCACCCAGCAUGAGUGCGACAAGUUUGAGGAGACAAUGGGGACGGCAGAGAGGUUGGCUCAGGCCACGGGGAGCGCGGCGCAUCAUCGCUUCACCGGCACCCAAAUCAUGCGCCUCCGCCACAAGCUCCCCCAAAUGUACACCUCCACCUCCCGCAUCUCCCUCGUCUCCUCCUUCCUCGCCUCCCUCUUCCUCGGCUCCAUCGCGCCCAUGGACAUCUCCGACGUCUGCGGGAUGAACCUCUGGGACAUCCCCUCCAAUAACUGGUCAUCCCCCCUUCUCGACCUCGCCUCGGGUGGCUCGCCCGAUGACCUCAGAGCUAAACUCGGCGAGGUAAGACAAGACGGCGGCGGCAGCAUGGGCAAUGUGUCCUCUUAUUUCGUAAACAAGUACAACUUCUCCCCCGACUGCGGGGUGGCCCCUUUUACCGGUGACAACCCCGCCACGAUUCUGGCCUUGCCGUUGAGGCCGCUGGAUGCGAUUGUCAGUCUGGGGACUAGCACGACAUUCUUGAUGAGCACGCCGGUUUACAAGCCGGAUCCGAGCUAUCACUUUUUUAAUCACCCGACCACGCCGGGGCAGUACAUGUUUAUGUUGUGCUACAAGAAUGGGGGUUUGGCUAGAGAAAAAGUGCGUGACGUACUACCUAGUUCUGGGUCUGGAGAUGUCUGGGAGAACUUUAACAAGCACGCGCUCGAGACAGCGCCGUUGGAUGUGCGAAAGGAGGGGGAUAGGGCAAAGCUGGGGUUGUACUUUUACCUGCCCGAGAUUGUACCGAACAUCAAGGCUGGUACGUGGAGGUAUACAUGUGACGCCAACUCGGGGGAGGGGUUGGAGGAGGUGAAGGAGCCCUGGGCCAAGGAGACGGACGCGAGGGCGAUUAUUGAGAGUCAGGCUUUGAGCAUGAGGUUGAGGAGUCAGAAGUUGGUGACGGCGCCGAGGGAGGGGUUGCCGGCGCAGCCAGGGAGGGUUUAUUUGGUUGGAGGGGGGAGUUUGAACCCUGCUAUUACGCGGGUGCUGGGGGAUGUGCUGGGGGGAGCGGAUGGGGUUUACAAGUUGGAUGUCGGGGGGAAUGCGUGCGCGUUGGGGGGUGCGUAUAAAGCUGUUUGGGCGUUUGAGAGGGGGGAUGGGGAGGCGUUUGAUGAGUUGAUUGGGAAGAGGUGGAAGGAGGAGGGGGCGAUUCAGAGGGUGGAUGAGGGUUACAAAAAGGGGGUGUUUGAAAAGUAUGGGAAUGUGUUGGGAGCUUUUGAGAAGAUGGAGGAGGAGAUUUUGAAAGUUGCGAAGAAUACGUAG
Messenger RNA from Podospora pseudocomata, 2291 nucleotides. RefSeq lists its product as uncharacterized. Gene Ontology annotation, cellular component: cytosol. Gene Ontology annotation, biological process: D-xylose metabolic process; xylulose metabolic process; phosphorylation. Gene Ontology annotation, molecular function: D-xylulokinase activity. The transcript has 3 exons. Bases 582 to 2291 code for a protein of 569 amino acids. NCBI's taxonomy places the organism in Eukaryota, Fungi, Ascomycota, Sordariomycetes, Sordariales, Podosporaceae. The record is from RefSeq and is a predicted model, not a curated record.